AUGGUUGUGCCGCCCAUUAUAUCCAUGCCGGCCACCAUUUUCACAAAAAUAUAUCUUGACACUAUGAGAAUGCCUGAAGUAGAUGGUGUCAACGCAAUCAUAGCGGCAAGGGACGACUUAUCACGCGUUACCGAGGUCCGGGCGGUGUGGAGUGGAGACUCAGAGCAAGCAGCUGACUUCUUGUGGGAGCAAAUAUACUGCAGAUAUGGGCACUUUGUGUUGCGAGAAGCUCUAGUAAAGGAGUGCGACGGGGACCUGACAAGAUGGCCCUAUUUGCUUCCGCAUGCGGCAUUCACAGAUCGAAUCACUGUCAGUCGAGUAACGGGUGUUUCACCAUUCUAUGCGCUUCAUGGAGUAGAGCCGGUGUUACCCCUUGAUCUCACUGAGGCUACAUUUAUGGUUGAAGGAUUUAGGCAGGGAAUGUCUAGCGUUGACCUGUUUGUGCUUCGCAUGCGUCAACUAGAGAAGCAUCCAGAGGAGCUUGCACGCGCGUCGCAGAAGCUCAUUGAGCAUAGGCUUCAAUCAAAGGAAUACUUCGAGCGGCGUUUCCAUAAGCGUCUGCGAACAGGGAAAGAAGAUGCCGAGUACUUAAAACCAGGGCAAUGGAUUCUAAUUCGAAACUCUGCAAUAGAAGAACAACUUAACCGUAAAACUAUGCAGCGUUACAUUGGUCCAUUCAUUAUUGUGAGGCAAACUCGGAACGGUGCCUGGGUCAUCAAGGACCCAGAUGGGACAGUGCAUAGACGGGCAGUUGCGGCGUUCAGGAUAGUACCAUACAUAGCGAGAGACAAGAAAACCUUACGGGACCUGGCUGCGCCAGAUCCAGAGCUUGUGAAUGAGAUACUGGAUGAAAUUAUGGAAGAAGUCGAAGAGAUGGAAUCUGACGACGAUCUUUUUCUAAACGGAGCAUAA
Molecule: messenger RNA, 912 nt
Organism: Stereum hirsutum FP-91666 SS1
Lineage: Eukaryota; Fungi; Basidiomycota; Agaricomycetes; Russulales; Stereaceae
Exons: 2
Coding region: 1-912 (303 amino acids)
Molecular function (GO): nucleic acid binding
Source: RefSeq, a predicted model, not a curated record